AUGAAGGGUUGGAUAUCCAUCAAUCCCAAUCAGAGUUUGGAGAACGCGGGAUGGCUCGACGUCGAGGAGACAGCGUUGAGUUUGAGCAACAACGAGGGCUACUUUGACGUAUACAUUCCUCUGAGCAUGAUCCUCGGCUUCGCCGAAGAUUAUCGCAAGAUCGUGGUCAACGUCAAGCACGAGCUCAUAAUCAGGAGAUCGAGAAACGAUUUAAAUGCUGUUGUUCAAACGGCAGCCGGUAAUCCAGCUACUUUUGAAGAUUUCAAGAUUAAUUUAACGAGAAUCGAAUGGCUCGUGCCGUAUGUGUUGGCAUCCAAUGCUCACAAGAUACGUCUUCUGAAUAACAUCGAGAAGGAUAGACCCAUUGCCAUGAGCUUUCGCAGUUGCGAGUUGUUCGAGUAUCCACUGCUUCCAGCUACACCGAAACACGUCUGGACGGUGAAAACUUCCAAUCAGAUGGAGAAGCCCCGCUUCGUUGUGGUGGGUUACCAAACGAAUCGAAAAGGACAGAAAGCUGCUAAUGCCAGUCGCUUUGAUCACUGCAACAUCAGCAAUGUGAAACUCUUCCUGAAUUCGCAGUGCUAUCCCUAUGGAAAUCUCAAUCUAGAUAUAUCUCGCAACCAGUAUCCUGUACUCUACAAAAUGUACACCAACUUCCAGAGUGCGUACUACGAGAAACAGGCCGAGCCUGUACUGAAUAAAACUGACUACAUCACGCACUUGCCUCUCAUUGUGAUAGACUGCUCCAAGCAGAACGAGUCAUUGAAGAGCGCUCCAGUGGACGUUUGUCUAGAAUUCGAAGCGAGAAACAAUUUCCCAGCUGGAACGUCAGCUUACUGUUUGAUACUUCACGAUCGCAUUGUGCAGUACAAUCCUGUGAGUGGAGACGUAAAGAAACUUGUCUGA
Nasonia vitripennis (jewel wasp) is the source of this 906-nucleotide messenger RNA. RefSeq lists its product as uncharacterized. The transcript has a single exon. Bases 1 to 906 code for a protein of 301 amino acids. Lineage: Eukaryota; Metazoa; Arthropoda; Insecta; Hymenoptera; Pteromalidae. The record is from RefSeq and is a predicted model, not a curated record.